GUGACCGUCACUGUCACACUGAAUGUUUUGCUUUACUCCGUUCAAACUCUAUAUGGACAAGAAGGAACUAUGUGGUGCAAUACAAAUAUAACGUGGAAUGAAACAGUUCAACUGAUUAAUUCAUGUUUUUUAUACAGACAUGAUUUUUCUAAACAUUCUGCAAAUCUUGACUGUAGUGAACUUUGUUUUCUGUUUUUGUUCAGACCCACAAACUGCAAAGCCUGGAGAGAACGUCCCUCUUCACUGUCAUUGUGACGAAGAUUGUGUCAUCAGCCUAUUGGAGUGGAGCAGAGCUGAGCUGAAGUCAGAACAGUUCGUCCUCUAUUUCAGAAACAAGUUCCUUCAAAACUACCAGCUUCCAUCUUAUCGUGGUCGAGUGGAGCUGAUGGAUCCAGAGAUGAAGAACGGAAACGCUUCUGUGAUUCUGAAGAACGUCACCAUCAACGACACCGGAACAUACGAGUGUCGAAUUGGAGGAAAAAAAACAAGACGCCCAAAGAGAAACACACCCGAAGUCAUGAACACCAUCAAGCUGAAGGUUACAGAAGCAGGACCAGAACCAGGACCAGAAGCAGGAGCAGGACCAGGAGCAGGACCAGGAGCAGGAGGAGGAGGAGGACAUUUGGGACUGUCAGUUGCACUGGUCUUCUGUGGGGUGAUUGUCGUCGGUUUGUUGGGCUUCACAGUACGUAAGAAAUUUAUGAGGAAGAAUUCAGAGCAGCCUGCUGCUGUUGCAGCUGGUGAACAAGACCCGCUGGAAAACUCAAAUUCAAAGAAAGACGAGUGCCACUUAAAUAUCCCUCUGAAUGAAAUCUAAGACCAACUCACAAUAACCAAAAUGGACGGAAAAAAAUGUGAGCCUGUUUCAGAUGUCACUGAAUUAGAGAAUAUCAGGAGGGUCAAUGGUUACUGCACCAGUGCGUGCAUUCCACCUCAUACUGUCCCUAAUAUAUUUAUCUUAGGAUAUAUAUUAUAUAUAUGAAUUAUUACUGCUAAUAAUAAGACUUAGUACAGAAUAUUAAACAGCAAGAGGAAAGAUAUGAAUAUGUUGUAUCCACUAUAGAUCCAAUAUAUUCAGUAUAUAAUGCAGUAAACAGGCUCACACAGUAUCUAGAAGUACACUCACAUAUAAACAAGCCUGCAUUGAUCAUUCCAACAGUCAAAGUCAGCAAUCAUUAGAACAGGAGUGAAUUCUGUUGUUGACUUUCAAAAGGCCUUUGCUUUGAUAAAUAGAGAUACACAAAUGUAUGGAAGAAGGCGUUGCCUGGUUUCACUCCAAAAGGUCAGUCAAACCAUCAGUAAAUACAAUAUUGAUCUCAACUGGGCAACUGGGCAACUAUGAAAGGCUGGUUUAUACAUUAUAAGUACAAGGUUUAUAAAGUAAUCCAGACCUUGUUUCUCAGUUGCCUGCGUUGAGAUCAAUAAUAUGUUUACUGAUGGUUUGAUUCACCUUUUGCAGUAAAGCAGGUGAAACUGUAAUUUUUGUGUAUGAAUUAGCUCAUUAAUGCAAAUGCGUGCUCAAUACUCAAUAAGCUAAGUGUCAUUAUACGCUGAUGAUACUGUUUUACUCACUGAGUGUGAUUUAUAGCAGCUAAAUGCAAAUUUCCACUUUGUCAUACAGGCACCAAUUAAGAGUCCAUCGAUAUAAAAAGCAGCUUAAAAUGAACCAGUAAUAUUAAUUAUAUGAGUGAAUGUCGAGCACUACCAGGGCACACUGGUGACAUCACUGCUGUGAAACUCAGCAUGGAGUUCAGUGUCGGCUUAGCAAAGUAAUGUAGUGCUCCAGGAAUGAUCCCUAAAACCUGGGAAUGAGUGAGCAUAGGGCUGGGUGAUAUGACCAAAAUCUCAUAUCCCGAUAACAAUACUUUUUGGUGAUUUUGGUGAGAUGUGUGAAAAAAGGUCUGUGAUCAACACAAGCUGAAGAGACUUUCAUGUUUUGUUCCACGACAUAAAAUACAUCAGUAAAUACCUUACUGUGAGUUUAGAAGCUUUAAUGUGUCUUAUAAAACAUCAAUCAAUCAAUCAAUCAAUUUUAUUUAUAAAGCCCAAUAUCACAAAUCACAAUUUGCCUCACAGGGCUUUACAGCAUACGACAUCCCUCUGUCCUUAUGACCAUGCUAACGAGUGGCUAAAUGAGACUACAGAACGUCAUCAAGCCAAACACAGCUUUACAGUCUUGUUAAGGUGGCAACAUCAAGUCAUGCAACCGUAGUGUAGUUUGUUCAUAGCCUAACAUCAGCCCUUUACUUCUGGUGACUGCAUUUAGGCUUCAGAAAUCAUAAAGUGGAAUUCAUUAGUGACGAUUAUCUCGCUUAAGUAUCAUGUGAGUAUCAUAAACGUUUGUUUGUUACAGAGUUUAUUUUCUGCAAUAAUCCAAAAUCUCAUGGGAAAAAAACCCCACUUGCUUUUUUUAGAGGGAACCAGUGCACGCUAAGAGAAAAACUUCAACACUGGAUGGACGAUCGGGCUAGGUGUAGGGCGACUCAGUGCACGAACCUAGUUGUAUUCCAUACAAGAAAGUGCUUCAUAUAAGAUGGUAAAAGAUUAAACCCUCGGCCUUCAGCUGCCGUAUAUUAUGGAACAUGGCUGACGGGGGAGAAUCUCCGUCCAAGAGGGGAACAGAUUGGAACAAGUCUCAAAAAGUGAGAUCUUAAAUGUCCGCUAAUUUCAUGUAGCUCUGGUAUUUAACCCCAGGUAAAAGAGCUAAUUAAUCCAGGACUGUUUCUGAAGUGUAAAUACUCAGGUUUGGUGAUGUUGUGUCUUUUUCCUCUCAGUCCACUCAGUCUGGACGCCGUACUGAGCAGCACUGAACACCCAGUGUUCUCAAUAGACUCUUAAUCUGAUAACUAAAUCAGUAAGUAAUUUGGCACCUGAAACAUCAGACGUCUUAAACAUUCCAAAAAUGAUGAAUAAAUCCAUCUGACAAACCCAGAUGUUGCAAAAAUAGAGUCUCCAUGUUGUGAAAAUGCAGGAAUCAAUCCAUCAGAUAUUCAUUUCAGACAGGUUGAUUAUGUUAAGAUAUCUGCAUCCAAUAACCAUAAAUCAGUGGCCAUGUUUAAAAAUAAAAAUGGCAGCCAUGUUGGAUUUUUGGUAAAUUUCUUAAUGUGCAGUUUAAAGAUGAAUCACAGGCUGCAUUUCAUGCUCAUAUCUCCAUCUUAACAAUUUUGCAAGACUGUGUGACAAUAUGUUAAUGAAUCUUAAUUUGUGUUGUUAUUGAUAUUAAACCAGAGCAGAGCACAGAUGAGGUCAGUAAGAGGGCCACACACAGAAUUAGUUUUGGCUCUGUCUCUUUUGAACAUGUUGAAAAACUCAUUAUGUAAGAGAUUUAUUUUUUAUGAGUAUUUUUGUUACAGUAUUGUGGUGUACAGGAGAUCUCAGUUUGUUAAUGUGUCUAAGUGAAUGUUGUUUCCAAACCUUUGAAAAGAAGCUGAAAUGUACUUUUAAAUUAGUUUUAGCUCUUCAGCACUAAGUAGUGCUGUGACCAGCUCACUCUCUGUCCACUGUUGGCACUUUUACUUUAAUAUUUGCACUGUAUAAAACUGCAGCUACAAAUGUUAAUGCACUCAGUUUAUUAUGUGUGAUUAUAAUUACUGAUCAAUUCAGCAUGAUUUUAACCUGGUUAUAUACUGUUGACUUGUUUAAUCAGUGUCAGUGAACACAUGAUAUUAAACUGUUUGUCUUUCAAAUGUUUGCUUAAUAAAGGAUAAACCUGA
Epinephelus lanceolatus (giant grouper) is the source of this 3713-nucleotide messenger RNA. RefSeq lists its product as uncharacterized. Gene Ontology annotation, cellular component: external side of plasma membrane. Lineage: Eukaryota; Metazoa; Chordata; Actinopteri; Perciformes; Serranidae. The record is from RefSeq and is a predicted model, not a curated record. Gene Ontology annotation, biological process: immune response; T cell costimulation; negative regulation of T cell proliferation.